CCCGAAGUUGCGGCUGGUCCCGGUCCCAGCGAUGGCCCGCUCCCUGGUCCCGAUCCCGAUCCCGAUCCCGAUCCCGAUCCUGAUCCGGAUCCUGAUCCUGCCCGCUGCACUGGCAGUGGAAGAAAUGCUGAUGAACACGAGACUGGAGACUGCGGACCUGAAAUGGAUGGUGUACCCGGAAACCGGGUGGGAAGAGCUGAGUGGGAUCGACGACGAGGCGAACACCGUGCGGACGUACGAGAUCUGCCAGCUCAACGUGCCCAACCAGAACAACUGGCUGCGCACCACCUACAUCCCACGGCGCGGGGCGCAGCGGGUCUACGUGGAGCUGAAGUUCACCAUGAGGGACUGUGCCUCCAUCCCUGAGGCCCGCGGCUCCUGCAAGGAGACUUUCAACCUCUACUACUUUGAGUCGGACUCAGACUCGGCCACCCGCAGCUACCCGGCCUGGAUGGAGAACCCUUACGUCAAGGUGGACACGGUGGCCGCCGACUCGGUCUUCCCCGACAAGACCCGGGGCCGCGCCAACACCAAGACCCUCCACCUGGGCCCACUCAACCGGAACGGCUUCUACCUGGCCUUCCAGGACCAAGGGGCCUGCAUGGCGCUGCUCUCCGUCCGCGUCUACUUCAAGAAGUGCCCGGCCCUGGUCUCCGACUUCGCCUCCUUCCCCGAGACGGUCACCGGCGCCGAGCCCACCUCGCUGGUCAUCGCCCCCGGCGCCUGCAUCCCCAACGCCGUGGAGGUCUCCAUCCCCCUCAAGCUGCACUGCAACGGCGACGGCGAGUGGAUGGUGCCCUUCGGGGCCUGCACCUGUGGGCCCGGAUACGAGCCAGCGGAGAAGCACACCGCCUGUAAAGCCUGCGCCCCCGGCCAUUUUAAGGCCACGCAAGGUGAGGGGCUGUGCAGCAUUUGCCCCCGGAACAGCGGUGCUUCCUCGCCAGGCGCCACCUCCUGCAGCUGCCUGCGGGGGCACUACAGAGCCAGUAACGACCAGCCGGAGAUGCAGUGCACAACCAUCCCGUCCGCCCCUCAGGAUGUGAGGGCCAGCAUCAACGAGACGACGGUGACCCUGGAGUGGGCGGAGCCGCAGAGUAAUGGCGGCCGUCAGGAUGUGUAUUACACGGUGUGGUGCCAGCAGUGUGGGGAGCCCGGCCCGUGCUCCCCGUGCGCGGACAGCGUCAGGUACACCCCGGCACAGACCAGGCUCCGUCAGCGCCGAGUCCGGGUCAGCCAACUCCGGCCUCACACCCCCUACACCUUCAGGAUCCAAGCUCACAACGGGGUGUCCGGGCAGAGCCCCCAGCCUCCACACUCCACCACCGUCAACGUCACCACCAACCAGCACGCGAGCGGAGUCCAGGUCAGUGUGAUCCAGCAGAGCAACGUGAGCGGGAACAGCAUCUCCCUCUACUGGCCGGAACCAGCUGACCUCCGAGGCCGGGUUCUCGACUACGAGGUCAAGUACUACGAGAAGGAGAGCAACGAGAGCAGCGCCUCAUCCAUCGUCAGCACCACCAACUCUGCCGUGAUCCCGGGCCUGAGGAACGGGGCGACCUACGUGGUGCAGGUCCGGGCCAGGACUGAGGAGGGCUACGGCGCGUUCAGCAGGAAAAGAGACUUCCAGACCCUGUCAGGAGGUACAGAAACCUGGAGUAGGCGCGAGGAAUUCCUCCUCAUCGGCAGCUCCGCCUCCGUCAUCUUCGUGCUCCUGGUGCUGGGUGUCCUCACUGUGUUCUGUCUCAGGAAGCAACGCAAACGAGAUCCCGACUAUUCCGAGAAGCUGCCUCCGAAUAUCACUAUUCCGGGAAUAAAAGUCUACAUUGAUCCCUUCACCUACGAGGACCCCAAUGAGGCUGUCCGAGAGUUUGCCAAGGAGAUCGAUAUCUCCUACGUGAAGAUUGAAGAGGUUAUAGGAGCUGGGGAGUUUGGUGAGGUCUGCCGGGGGCGGCUGAAGGUGCUGGGAAAGAGGGAGACGUACGUGGCCAUCAAAACGCUGAAAGGGGGCUACACAGACCGCCAGCGGCGAGACUUCCUGAGCGAGGCCAGCAUCAUGGGACAAUUCGACCAUCCCAACAUCAUCCACCUGGAGGGGGUGGUCACCAACAGCUGCCCAGUCAUGAUCAUCACCGAGUUCAUGGAGAACGGGGCACUGGACUCCUUCCUGCGGCAGAAUGACGGUCAGUUCACUGCCAUCCAGUUGGUGGGGAUGCUGAGGGGCAUCGCCUCGGGCAUGAGGUACCUGUCCGACAUGAGCUACGUUCACCGGGACCUCGCUGCCCGCAACAUCCUGGUCAACAGCAACCUGGUCUGUAAGGUCUCCGACUUCGGCCUCUCCCGCUUCCUGGAGGAGAAUUCCUCGGAUCCCACUUACACCAGCACCUUGGGCGGAAAAAUCCCAAUCCGAUGGACCGCUCCAGAAGCCAUAGCUUUCCGCAAGUUCACCACGGCCAGCGACGUGUGGAGUUACGGGAUUGUCAUGUGGGAGGUGAUGUCCUACGGAGAAAGGCCAUACUGGGAUAUGUCGAACCAGGAUGUGAUCAACGCCAUCGAGCAGGAUUACCGGUUGCCCCCGCCGACAGAGUGCCCCACCUCGCUGCACCAGCUGAUGCUGGACUGUUGGCAGAAGGAACGGAACACCAGGCCUCGGUUCGGCCUCAUCGUUGGCGCCCUGGACAAGCUGAUCCGUAACCCGGCCAGCCUGAAGAUCGUCACACGGGAACACGGAGCGCCCUCACAGCCCCUUCUGGAUCGCGGGACCCCCCACUAUACCACAUUCUCCACGGUGGGAGACUGGCUCGACGUGAUCAAGAUGGGCCGCUACGAGGAGAAUUUCGUCAACGCCGGCUUCACGACCUUCGACCUGGUCACUCAGAUCUCAGCGGAGGACCUGUUGCGGAUUGGCGUGACCCUCGCUGGGCACCAGAAGAAACUGCUAGCCAGCAUCCAGACCCUGAGGGCCCAGCUGAAACCACCAGGGCCAGGGCGCAACUGACUGAGCCGGGAGUCACGUGGAAUCCGAUAACCCAGGCAUGGAAGGCGGAGGAGGCAGAGAGAGGGAGCGAGAGAGAGAGGACGCGACUUCCUGAGCCCUUCCACCCCAACACGUCUCUCGAUCUCCUCUGGCAUCUCGGACCUUCGGGAAAAACUUUUGGGAAUUCUGUCCCGGACUUGUUUUGCACUUUUGUUUUCUUCCUGAUACUGUUGCCAUGACGGCCGUGGCACGGCACUGGGCGUAGCCCUCUCCAUCGACACCACCCCAACUCAGCCUGCACUAAUUCAACGCCGUUGGGCAUCAGCGGGAUGGCUAAAGGAGGGGGGUACAAUGGGCAGUGCCGCCCCCCGCCCCUCCCAUGAACGUCAGAGGACAAUGUAAGCCGGGUGAGGAGUUGGCAGGGGGUGGGGUGAGGGCAGACGGGGAGCUAACACGGCAAAGAGGUGACACACUCGGAUCCCGGCCUUCACAUUGAAGGCGCACUCCAGGACCGGGGAGAGGCGGACAGAACGGCAUGCUGGGUAGGCCCCUCCACUUGCCGAUCCGAGCUCUGGCUGCCUUGCGGCUCUGUCCCGUGUGUUUACAUAACGUGUUGGCCACUGCGACUAAGCUGAGCGGGGGUGUCGCCUGAGCUCCCUUUGCUGGCAGCCAGAAAGCCUGAGGCCUACUCAAGGCCUUGAAAGCCUUCCUCCUCCUCCCCCACCCUCCAACUCCUCACUUUGUUCCUCGUUCCUCACCACCCGCCUCUCAUAAAAAAACAAUUUGAAUGAGGCUACCAUUCCCCUGAGUUUGGAAGAGUGCCCACCCACCACCAAAGUGGUUGCCACUUGACUACCCUCUGGGAUUCCGGCCUAGCCAACGACGCCCUCAUCCCAUGACUGAAUGCUUUCAAUAAAACCAAACAGACCUCCGAGAAAGAGAAAGCGGUUUUAAAAGAAAUAGAGCUGGCGAAAUGGCACUUAGACGCGGCAUUGACUUGCCGGUCGUUCCCGGUGGGUCGCCCCUGGAGACGGGCCGGCGGCCAUUUUGAAAGGAGGACACGCCAACCUGAUGUUGGGGGGAAGGGGGCAGCGGGCGGGGUGGUCAC
Molecule: messenger RNA, 4082 nt
Organism: Hemiscyllium ocellatum (epaulette shark)
Lineage: Eukaryota; Metazoa; Chordata; Chondrichthyes; Orectolobiformes; Hemiscylliidae
Product: ephrin type-B receptor 3-like
Exons: 16
Coding region: 32-2995 (987 amino acids)
Biological process (GO): axon guidance; central nervous system projection neuron axonogenesis; protein phosphorylation
Cellular component (GO): plasma membrane; neuron projection
Molecular function (GO): ATP binding; transmembrane-ephrin receptor activity; protein binding
Source: RefSeq, a predicted model, not a curated record